ACCCCCGCCCGGCCCGCCGGCCCCCGCCCCGCCCCGCCCCGCCCCACCCCUGCCGCCCGGUGCUGACCCCCGCCGCCAGCCCACGCGAGGAGGGCCCAGGGCGGAGCCCGGGUGGGGACCCGAUGGAGGUGACAUCAUCUCCAGAUCCAGGCGCGUCCUGCCCACUCGUGUCCACCCUACACACGAGGCAGACGGGAGCCAGUGUCCUGCCUCUGCCUGAAGUGACCCUGGGCCUGGGGGUGGAGGGUCCCGCGUGCGAAGCCUGGGGUACCAGCACGGACUGCGGAGGGCAGCGGACGCCCCUGACAUCCCCAAGUGGCAGGCGGGCCCCUCAAGGGAGCCCGGCAGAGGCGCCCUCCCCAGGCACCGUCCCAUGCUGGCCCCGCCGCGCCGAUGCCAUGAGCAGCAACACCACGGUACCCAGCGCCCCCCAGGCCAGCAGCGACUCCAUGGUGGGCUACGUGUUGGGGCCCUUCUUCCUCAUCACCCUGGUCGGAGUGGUGGUGGCUGUGGUAAUGUACGUGCAGAAGAAAAAGCGGGUGGACCGCCUGCGCCACCACCUGCUUCCCAUGUACAGCUACGACCCGGCUGAGGAGCUGCAUGAGGCGGAACAGGAGCUUCUGUCCGAUGUGGGGGACCCCAAGGUGGUCCACGGCUGGCAGAGCGGCUACCAGCACAAGCGGAUACCACUGCUGGACGUCAGGACGUGAGCUGGCCCCUGGCCCUGAACUCGUGCUACCGGGGCCUGGUGUAUAGUACUCCUUAUAAAUAUUUUGUAAAUAAAAUGUUUUGUGGCUAGUA
Sorex araneus (European shrew) is the source of this 801-nucleotide messenger RNA. RefSeq names its product small integral membrane protein 29 (gene SMIM29). The record is from RefSeq and is a predicted model, not a curated record. Lineage: Eukaryota; Metazoa; Chordata; Mammalia; Eulipotyphla; Soricidae. The coding region runs from base 123 to 710 and encodes 195 amino acids. The transcript has 5 exons.